GAUCAUUUGGCUGAGGGUCGGUCACGUGGUGUCCAGCAAGUUUCCGUGUUGACAGAGAUCUGAACGGAGACUGUGGCUGGUCGGUGUUCAGUUUCUAAAGAGGAUGGUGUGCAGUCAUGGCUUUUUUAAAGACGCAAGAACGAACCAAAGAAAGAUUUUCUCUCUUGCUGCUGGAUUUGGAGGAGUAUUAUUUUGAACAGCACACUGCAUACAACGUGACAGCCAGUUCAAAAAAGGAGAGAAAAAUCAGAGGCUCAUUCAAGGUCUGUUCCAGAUCUGUCAUAUUUGAUUCAGAGGAUCUUUCAGAGCCAAUUUUAAAGAUUCCUCUUCGAGACUGUAAGAAGAUUGAGUUUGUGGAGAAAGAGAACAACCCUUUCAAUGAGCCUACGCCAUCUGCCAUCUCUAUUUCAUGUGUGCAGGUUAUUUACAUCAAAGAAAGCAAUGUCAUAGCACCUUACAGACAUGAAAGGGGGGCAAAGAAAAUGACUUUUCAGUUGGAAGUUUGGAGCAAAACAGAAGAUGUCGUUCAAACAUUACUUCAGCUCCACAGGGCAUCCUGUCUGGAAAAGCUUGGAGACCAGACUGCAAUGAUUGCAGCCAAUUUACAAUCACGACUGGCGAGGUCAUCAUUUGACAAAAACUGCUUUCAGAGUGUAGCUGAGAAGCCUCACAUGGAGUGUGCGGUGGAGAUGGUCCUGCCUCUGGUGUCCAAUCCAGGCCACGUCUGCAUAACAGAUGAAAGCCUCUACUUCCAGCCCCUCAACGGAUAUCCGGAACAGGUGAUUCAAAUCAAACUCCACAGAGUCAGGAGAAUCUACAAAAGGCGGCACGGUCUCAGACCGCUGGGUCUUGAGGUGUUCUGUACUGAGAAUGAUUUUUGCUCUGACAUCUACCUGAAGUUUUACAACACAGCUGACAGAGAUGAAAUCUACUACUACAUCGCCACUUUCUUGGAGAAUCACGUGACGGAGCACACAGCAGAGAGUUACAUGCUGCAGUGGCAGCGCGGCCAUCUGAGCAACUACCAGUAUCUUCUUCACCUCAACAACCUGGCCGACCGCAGCUGCAACGACCUCUCCCAGUACCCCGUCUUCCCCUGGGUCCUCGCUGACUACACCAGCGUGCAGUUAGACUUGACAAACGCUGCCACAUUCAGAGACCUGAGCAAACCUGUGGGAGCCCUGAACAAAGAGCGACUAGACAGACUGCUGGCUCGCUACAGAGGCAUGCCUGAACCUCCCUUCAUGUACGGCAGCCACUACUCAUCUCCAGGCUACGUCCUUUUUUACCUGGUCAGAGUCGCUCCAGAGCACAUGCUGUGUCUCCAGAAUGGCCGCUACGACCAUGCAGAUCGCAUGUUUAAUAGCAUAGGUGAAACAUGGAAAAACUGCUUGGAGGGGGCAACUGACUUCAAAGAGUUGAUUCCAGAGUUUUAUGGGAACGACUCCAGCUUUCUGGAAAACAAGAGUCUUGAUUUGGGCAGAAGGCAGAAUGGAAGCUUAGUCGGUGACGUCGUUCUCCCAGCGUGGGCCUCAGAUCCCAGUGACUUUCUUCAAAAGCACAGGACAGCACUGGAGAGUCAGUAUGUGUCGGAGCACCUUCAUGAGUGGAUUGACCUGGUGUUUGGCUUUAAGCAGAGAGGCAGUGAAGCUGUCGCAGCCCAUAAUGUGUUUCACCCACUGACCUAUGAAGGUGGCAUCGACUGCGACAGCAUCGAGGACCCCGACGAGAGAAUCGCCAUGCUGAUUCAGAUCCUGGAGUUCGGCCAGACGCCCAAACAGCUGUUCACCACCCCGCACCCUCAGAGGAUCACACCGAGGUUCCACAACAUAACUCGAAGCCCCAGCACCAACUCACCAGUCAGUGAACUGUCUCCAGCCUCUCAGAGCGAGGACUCGUCCUUUGAAGACCUGACUGAGGAGAGCAGGAAGUUAGCCUGGGCAAACAUGGGAAAUCUGAAACUCAUCUCCAGCCACAAGAUCCAUAAAGAGGCUGUGACGGGAAUCGCUGUGACUCGAGAUGGAGCAGCGAUUUUCUCCACAUCCCAAGACUCAACACUUAAAAUGUUUUCCAAAGAGUUGAAAGACUUCCAGAGAAGCAUGUCUUUCUCUAACAUGGCAUUGUCAUCAUGUUUGAUGCUGGCAGAUGGUAAAACGGUGGUGUGUUCUUCAUGGGACAACAAUGUUUAUUUUUACUCCAUCCCUUACGGCAGGCGGCAGGACACACUGAUGGGUCACGAUGAUGCCGUCAGCGAAAUGUGCUGGUUUGAUGAGCGGCUGUACACAGCGUCCUGGGAUUCCACUGUCAAGGUGUGGCAGUGCGCUUCUGAUAGCUCAUCCAGCCACAAGAGAUCCCAGUUUCAGUUACUGGCUGAGUUGGAACAUGAUGCUGGGGUGAACACCAUUGGUCUGAAUCCAGCGGGGACUCUGCUGGUGUCUGGCUGUAAAGAUGGGACCGUCACCAUCUGGGACACCGGCAGCUACGGAACACUGCAGCAAGUCCUCUGCCACACUGGAACCAUCCACCACAUGGCCUUCAGUCCUGAUAGCAGACACGUUCUCAGUGUUGGUGCCGACUCCUGCAUGAAGGUCGUUGACGUCCAGACGGGAAUGGUGAUCUCAUCUGUGAAAGCUGAGGAGGAGCAGAGGUGUUUCUGCUGGGACGGGAACUCAGUGCUGUGUGGGGGACAGUCUGGGGACCUCCUGCUGUGGGACCUGCUCAGCAACACAGUCAUCAAGAGGAUCCCUGCACACUCAGGAGCUGUCACAGCCAUGUGGAUGAACGAGCUGUGCUCCACAGUGAUCACAGGCGGAGAGGACAGACAGAUGAUCUUCUGGAAGCUCCCGAGUUAAACAUCUGUUUCUGCACAACCCGUCUGCUGGGGAGAUAAAGACUUCCAGUGGAAUAUACUGGACAAUACUAGCCAAGUAUCCUGCAGACUACAUGACCCAACUGUCUGACUUUGAACAGAGACUCAUUAAACAGUUGUGAAGAGCUGAAAACGUACUGUAACUGCACAGUAUCACAGAGUAGUUGGAGGCGGAUGAUUAUUUUCUCUCUCAGCUGUUUUCAGGUCAUAUACAGUCAUGCUAGCUCAUAGCUUUCUGCAUAUUGAGAGGAAAUUUCCAAUUGCAGUUUUGUGCAUGAGAGUAGGAAGCUAAAACAGUGUUCACGCCUUAUUUUUCACUUCUGUUUUCAGCUUAUUUUACAUUUGUGUGGAUUUUUUUCCUCAUGUAUUAUUUGUUAUGCAUCAUGUUACACUGCUUUUUAUAGUUAGCCAUCAUGUUUCUAUAGCUUUAUGUGCAUUUUAUUCUGUGAAGUGGACUUAAAAUGUCUGUGAAAAGCUUCAGGCUGCUCAGGUGUUAUCAUUACCAAAUAACAUUGAUCUCUAAAAGUCA
Siniperca chuatsi (mandarin fish) is the source of this 3398-nucleotide messenger RNA. RefSeq names its product neutral sphingomyelinase (N-SMase) activation associated factor (gene nsmaf). The coding region runs from base 117 to 2852 and encodes 911 amino acids. The record is from RefSeq and is a predicted model, not a curated record. Lineage: Eukaryota; Metazoa; Chordata; Actinopteri; Centrarchiformes; Sinipercidae. The transcript has 31 exons. Gene Ontology annotation, molecular function: protein binding.